CGUGGGCUGGAGGGGACACUGCAGGACUCCAGGGAGAGAAAGCAGGAGCCGUCCAGCGCUGGAAUAGAGCACCAUGGCCAAGGAGUGGGGCUAUGCCAGCCACAACGGUCCUGACCACUGGCAUGAACUUUAUCCAAUUGCCAAGGGAGACAAUCAGUCGCCCAUUGAGCUGCAUACGAAAGACAUCAAGCACGACCCCUCUCUGCAGCCAUGGUCAGCGUCUUAUGACCCUGGCUCUGCCAAAACCAUCCUGAACAAUGGGAAGACCUGCAGAGUUGUGUUUGAUGACACUUAUGACAGAUCAAUGCUGAGAGGUGGUCCUCUUCCUGGACCCUACCGGCUUCGCCAGUUUCAUCUUCACUGGGGCUCCUCCGAUGACCACGGCUCAGAGCACACGGUGGAUGGGGUGAAGUAUGCAGCAGAGCUUCAUUUGGUACACUGGAAUCCAAAGUAUAACACAUUUGGGGAAGCUCUGAAGCAGCCUGAUGGAAUUGCCGUGGUUGGCAUUUUUCUGAAGAUAGGACGGGAGAAAGGCGAGUUCCAGCUUCUCCUUGAUGCAUUGGACAAAGUUAAGACAAAGGGCAAGGAGGCGCCUUUCACACACUUCGACCCGUCCUGCCUGUUCCCCGCCUGCCGGGACUACUGGACCUACCGCGGCUCCUUCACCACGCCCCCGUGCGAGGAGUGCAUCGUGUGGCUGCUGCUCAAAGAGCCCAUGACCGUGAGCUCCGACCAGAUGGCCAAACUGCGCAGCAUCUUCGCCAGCGCCGAGAACGAGCCCCCGGUGCCCCUGGUGGGGAACUGGCGCCCUCCGCAGCCUCUCAAGGGCAGGGUGGUGAGAGCCUCUUUCAAAUGAGGCCUCAGGAUCUUGCCCUGUUCAGGAAGGGAGGAACCUGCCCUCCCUCCGUCCGAGAGCGGCUCCUUCCCCCUCUGGUGCUCCUUACUCCACGUCUAUGCGACUUUCCAUACCCAACGAAGAAUUCGAGAGAUACAGUCGCUGAGAAACCAGUUUUCUUUGACAAGAUGUAAUACAAAACUGGAAGUUCACUCCUGACCUUUGUAGUAGUUACCUUUUCUAUAAAAGUAGUGUUCCUAGCAAGCUUUCAGAGAAGAAGGAGGAGCAGAGACUGAAGAGUGAAGAUGCAGGAAAGUGGUCAUUGACCAUUUCUCAGUCAUCUUAAAUUCACAGAACUCCAGGCUUUCUAUGUGAUAUUAUGAAUUGUCCACAUUACCAAACAAAAAAUUGUAUCUGUAGCAGUAGCGGUGAUGUUUCCAUAAAUAGGCAAGAAAUUAAAAUGAUUGCGGACACUGAGAAUCUAAAUGAUAAUGUGUUUUACUUCUUAACACCAGGAGGCCCACUAUUUACUAAAAUUAGCUCUGACUGUAGUUACCUGGUUUUGGUUACUGAUGAAAGGAAAAUAUUGUAAGACCAAGACUUUGGAAAUGUUUGAUCCAGUAUGUGAAUUUCUUCUUCAUAAAAAUGGUUUUCUUUACCUGAAGCAGGGCCAUUUAUUUUUUAUUUUCACUACUUUUAUCUUUGCAUGCCUAUUAAAAUAAAAACUGUCUCUGAUGUCUUUUGAACUUGAGGCUGGAAUUAAUGGUUCCUAGAAUACUAGGAAAUGUUUGGUGGCACUGAAGUAAAUGCUGUAUGAAUAGAUUGUCAAAUAAAGACAUGGAUGCUGAAA
Messenger RNA from Octodon degus (degu), 1685 nucleotides. It is a transcript of the gene Ca3, whose product is annotated as carbonic anhydrase 3. The record is from RefSeq and is a predicted model, not a curated record. NCBI's taxonomy places the organism in Eukaryota, Metazoa, Chordata, Mammalia, Rodentia, Octodontidae. The transcript has 7 exons. Gene Ontology annotation, cellular component: cytoplasm. Gene Ontology annotation, molecular function: carbonate dehydratase activity; zinc ion binding. The coding region runs from base 74 to 856 and encodes 260 amino acids.